Molecule: messenger RNA, 1344 nt
Organism: Angiostrongylus costaricensis
Lineage: Eukaryota; Metazoa; Nematoda; Chromadorea; Rhabditida; Metastrongylidae
Source: the annotation of a GenBank genome assembly
UCUUGCAAGGGGAGACAUGUUUUCAGCGGUGACCCCUUCUUGAAGCAUGAAUACAAGCUCAUGGACGAGAGUGGACCAGCUCACAAAAAAAUGUUUACUGUACAACUGUUGCUAACGCCAGAAGAAAUUUUCGAGGGUAGUGGAGCUUCCAUUAAAAAAGCACAACAAGCUGCUGCCGCUGCAGCACUUGCAGGCACGUCACUUGCAAUGCCACCUGAGAAAAGGAAGAAGAAAGGUAUUCAGAUAAAACAUCAAUCUCAGGAAACACCAAGUGAGGGUGAUUCGAUUCCCAAACACAAACAGAAAUCAGUGAUUAGUCAGGUGCAUGAAUGCGCUCUUCAGAUGAAGCUCAAUGUGGAGUUUGAGGUAAUAAAGGAGGUGGGCCCUCCACAUGAUCGUUCCUAUGUGGUGCGAUGUUCGCUAAAGAAUCCAAAAAAUGAAGUGAAGGGACGGAAGAAAAAAGAAGCUACACAAACUGCAUGUGCAAAUGUCCUUUCUAGAUUGGAAAACUCUCCACUUUUUAUUGCGUCUUCGCUGUAUAAACUUCAAAAACGUGUUUUGAAUUCUUCAAGAGAACCAAAGAGGAAAACGAUUGUAAAGGACAUGAAAAUGGAUCCAACUUACGGUCAUCAAAUUAAUCCGAUUUCACGACUCAUUCAAGUUCUUCAAGCUCGCUGUGAAGAUGAACCUCAAUUUGAGCUGGUAUCAGAACAAGGUCAAAGCCGUUAUAAAGAGUUCACUGUUCAGGUCAGUUGUGGUAAGCGAAUAUGUUGUGGAAGUGGGCCGAACAAACGACUUGCGAAGCGUGCAGCGGCAGAAGCUAUGCUGGCUGAGAUAGGCUAUGUUAAACCAUUACCACCACCUGGGAAAAGUUUACUUAAAAAGAAGACUGAUUCUCCACUCAAUAUUGGUAAUCUUUUUAGAUUACUUUUAACAUCUAAACUGAGCAAUUCUCAACAAACAUCGCUUGACCCAUCUUCAUUUCUUUUAACUGAUGGUGAAUCUAUGGAGAGUUCAUCAAAUGUGCCGCCGUCACCUGGUCGUCGCCGUGUAACUUUUAGCAAUCAGGUGAAGGCAUGCCCGCCACCAGAAGACAGUAAUUACCCGGAGCCAGAACUAGCACCACUGAAGGCAGAUGUUCUGAUAGAAGGUCGAGUAAGACGUUUACGACGAACGAAAGAGGCGAAAAGAAUUUUAACUAGUAUUUUGCACUUCUUUGCAGGUACCACUGAUUCAUCAGAGUCUUGUAAAAUUCUUAGCGCAAAGCGCCGACUUGAGAUGAUGUCUGAAACUUUCAAAUUCAGUGUGCAGUACACGAACUUCCCUAAGGUUGGGAGUUGCUGA